CAGACCACAAUGACCUAAAUGGAUUCAAGCUAGACAAGGUACCGGACCGUCGUCUCGCCAAUCAUGAACCUUCCUUCUCACCCAUCCCAUCAACCAGUCCAACCAGUUCAACUUCACCAACUUGCAUAUUCCAAUCCCCUUGAGAACACUCAACAAGAAGCCAACUCACCGUCGCAGCCACAGCUACAGCCACAGCUGCAACCACAAACGCAAUCAUCACAACCACCACAAUCACAAAACUCGCAAUCGCAUUCACGACAACCGUCCCAACAACCGUCCCAACAACACCAAGCUUGCUUAACCAACGGUUCCGGCGCUAUUAUGCAGGGCAACGGAUCAGGACCAGGUGCCGGCACUAUGCCAGUCGGACCUACCCCCGCCGGCCACCAGGCUGAGUUAAACAUCAUUUACGGCAUGGUCGAGGAGCUGUCGCGACAGCUAGCUGAAAACAGACGCGUAACGGAAGAUAUUGUCUCUGGGCUUGGACGAGUGCGUAAUCGGGCACGAGAGCGUGGUUUAACCAACGACCAGGUUCUUGGAGAAGCUGCGGAUGAAAUAUUUGCACAAGAACCAAAUCUCGAGGCCCUCGUAUCUAUCCUAACAGAGUCCCUGGACCGUGCCAAGCUUUCUCGCGAUGCCAACUUUUCUCUUCUCACCAACUACGCUCGAGUUCUUUCCACGAUCCUCUCUCAGUUCCACUCUUAUAAGCAGAAACAUAUCGCCGACGUUUCCGCUUGGCACCGUUCUUACAGAGCACAACUUGCCGAGGCCCGCGCAGAGAAUUCGCGACUGCGUGAACAGAUCUGGGAGAUGCAGGAACACGCUGGCCACGCCAAUCAGAUGUUGCGAGAAUUCCGCAAGAAGUACGACGAGAAUGAGGAACGAUGGGAAAAGCGUGUCGAAGAUAAGGCAAAGCGACAAGAGAUUCGUUUCUGGAAGCGCAUGGCUAUGCCCGAGGUUGCCGAGACCGAGGACGGGUACUGGAGCGACGACGACGAUCUCGUAGACCCCGUCGAAAAGGAGCGGCUAAAGGAGGUCGAGCGCAAAGUCGCCGAACAGGCCCUCGCAGGUGUUGGAAGCACAAGCAGCCAGAGCGAGGAUUCCGAGGGAGAGGGAAGCGAGCCUCACGCUCUAUCGGCGAGCAUGAUCGGCGGAGUAGCUAUGGACAGAGAUGGAGGUGUGGCCGGAAUUAUGCCAGUGCCGCCGCCGAGACCAUCUAGUACGGGAAGCACAGGAAGUACAGGAAGUACAGGAAGCACAGGAGCGCAAACAGGUUAAGGAGGAC
Messenger RNA from Annulohypoxylon truncatum, 1285 nucleotides. RefSeq lists its product as uncharacterized. The coding region runs from base 64 to 1278 and encodes 404 amino acids. The record is from RefSeq and is a predicted model, not a curated record. The transcript is spliced from 2 exons. Lineage: Eukaryota; Fungi; Ascomycota; Sordariomycetes; Xylariales; Hypoxylaceae.